Molecule: messenger RNA, 729 nt
Organism: Clonostachys byssicola
Lineage: Eukaryota; Fungi; Ascomycota; Sordariomycetes; Hypocreales; Bionectriaceae
Source: the annotation of a GenBank genome assembly
AUGUCCGACACCACUGCUUUGAACAAAACCUACUUCAAUAAACUGGGCUCCGACUAUGACGAGAAGUUCAGAGAGGCCCUGACGAUGCUGGAGGAGGAGCUGAGGAGGCACAAGGACUUCAUCGCCAUGCGGCCCGGCGGGCGAGUCCUCGACUACGCCUGCGGGACUGGGCUCCUCACCAACGCUCUCUCCGACCAGGCGAGCGAAUGCAUCGGCGUCGACGUCUCCGAAACCAUGAUUGAGAGAUAUAAUGCCAAGUCAUCCCCAGAGACCCUUGUCGUACUAUCGCCCAGACUAACGAGCAUACAGGGUCCGAAGCGAAAGGCCUACCUGGGCAACCUCAUCUCCAAAGACGAGGAGCCGGCGGCGCUCUUCUCGGGCGGCGAGUUCUCAGGCUUCGACUUUGCGGGCGUGGGCAUGGGCUUCCACCACUUCGACGACCCGGCGCUGGCUGCGACGAGGCUGGCCGAGCGGCUGGCUCCUGGGGGAGUGCUGUUCAUCGUCGACUUUGAGCCGCAUGAUGGGCCGGGGCAUGGGCAUGGGGGAGCCAGCGGGGUGAAGCAUCACGGGUUCACGGAGGAGGGAGUGCGGGGGAUUUUUGAGGCGGCGGGGGCGGGAGGGGAGUUUGGGUUCAAGAGGUUGGAGAGGCCGCUUGUGUUUCGGGGGGCGAGGGAGGGCGGGGAGGAUAUGGUUCGCAAGGUGUUCUUUGCGAGGGGGAGUAAGUUGUAG